AUGUCACUCAACUCUGACUGGGAUUCACGUAGCAUGGACUCCCGUCCAUCUGAUUUCAACGAUGGAGCUGAAGCCAUCUUGAUGAACGCGAGCAUCGAGAUUGAAAUUCCUACAGGAGACGAUCAAUCAAGGGGUUCUACCCCGGAAAGCCACAAGGACUGCCAUGAAUAUUGUGCGUAUGGGCAAGGCGUCCCUGUAUAUUCCUGUGGCUGCUAUAGGUAUAAAGAGAUGGAAAGGUACAAAGUCCCCAAGCUCUCACCUCCAGACCUCGAACAGGCAUCAGAAUCUGGUGAUGGUGACUUCGAAGAUGUCGAUGGAUUAGGUCUAAAAUGCAAAAUACGUAACAAGAAUGAUACUGUGCAUAGCGACAUUACCAAUGUGCGAGCAGCAUCAGGGCCCGCCAUGAAACUCCCACCAUCGAAACGCAGGAACCUCGGCAGACAAUCUGAAUCGUUCAAAGGGGAAUUGACUCAAUCCCUAGGUAAGAUCGCACAGGAAUUUGUGGUCUUGGGUGGAGCUCUGGUUGGGAUCAAAGAAGUCCUUGAUAAGCAAAGCACAAUUCUUCUUGCAAUCUGCGAAGCCUUACCUAGUGUCACUAAUCAGGAGGGGAAUUCCGGAUGUUGA
Molecule: messenger RNA, 624 nt
Organism: Suillus bovinus
Lineage: Eukaryota; Fungi; Basidiomycota; Agaricomycetes; Boletales; Suillaceae
Exons: 3
Coding region: 1-624 (207 amino acids)
Source: RefSeq, a predicted model, not a curated record